Messenger RNA from Acanthamoeba castellanii str. Neff, 366 nucleotides. RefSeq lists its product as uncharacterized. The record is from RefSeq and is a predicted model, not a curated record. Bases 1 to 366 code for a protein of 121 amino acids. NCBI's taxonomy places the organism in Eukaryota, Discosea, Longamoebia, Acanthamoebidae. The transcript has a single exon.
AUGGGCGAGAUCUACGUGCGCCAGAUGCGCGGCAGGCGUCCAUCGGACGCCGAACUCGGCGCGAUCAUGGACGAGCUGUCGGUGUGCGAGUUUGCCGGUAGCCUCAAGCCCAUGAUCCGCAGUGUCGGCGGGCGCAAUCCGCUGAUCCCUCUCCUCCCGCCGGCGAGGGACAGGGAGACGGGCCACCGCCAAUACUUUUGCAGCGAACUCGCCGCACAUGUGUUCAAACGGUUGGGCGUGAUGCGUCCCGAUCUCGACGAGCGCACCUAUCAUCCGAGCAGUUUUCUCGCGGAUGAAGACAUGGAGAUCGCCGACGGUCACGAAGGGUUCUGGCAUUUUGUGAGGCCACUUUAUGUUUCUCAAUGA